CCUCGCCGUUUCUGAGCGCCCACUUUCAAAAUGGCAUCCGGCAGGAAGUUUGCGAUUCUGACGAGCUCGAGGUGCUAGUUAAAGACGUUAGCACGACUUCCGGGCUGGUUGUAAAGAUGGCCGCGCCCAGUGAUGAGUUCCAACCUCGUGAGCUGCGCUUUGGCGAGCAGGAGCAGGACUGGGAUGCUGUGGCUCCUAAGAGGCCUCGACUCGGGGCAGGAAGCAAGAGUGGAGGUCGUAGGCUCAUUGUGGUGUUGGAAGGGGCCAGUCUGGAAACCGUCAAGGUAGGAAAGACAUAUGAGCUACUCAACUGCGACAAGCACAAGUCCAUGUUGUUGAAGAAUGGACGGGAUCCUGGGGAAGUGAGACCAGACAUAACCCACCAGAGCUUAUUGAUGCUGAUGGACAGUCCCCUAAAUAGAGCUGGCUUGCUGCAGGUUUAUAUCCACACACAGAAGAAUGUGCUGAUUGAAGUGAACCCACAGACUCGAAUUCCUAGAACCUUUGACCGCUUCUGUGGCCUAAUGGUUCAGCUUUUACACAAGCUCAGUGUACGAGCAGCUGAUGGUCCCCAGAAGCUUUUGAAGGUAAUUAAGAAUCCAGUGUCAGAUCACUUCCCAGUUGGUUGUAUGAAAAUUGGCACUUCAUUUUCUGUUCCAGUCAUCAGUGAUGUGCGACAACUGGUGCCUAGGAGUGACCCUAUUGUUUUUGUGGUGGGGGCCUUUGCCCAUGGCAAGGUCAAUGUGGAAUAUACAGAGAAGAUGGUGUCCAUGAGCAACUACCCUCUUUCUGCUGCCCUCACCUGUGCUAAACUUACCACAGCCUUUGAAGAAGUAUGGGGGGUUAUUUGACAGUAGCAGAACCUAGUUCUGAAACAAAGGACUAUUGGCGUUGUACCCCUCGACUCUGUUGACUGCUGCUGCACUGAAGACUGUGGAGUUUGGGGAAAACAUUGCUGUAUAUUUGCUCUUCUUUAUCCUAUAAAUACUGUUUUUUGCAAA
Messenger RNA from Marmota monax (woodchuck), 1001 nucleotides. It is a transcript of the gene Emg1, whose product is annotated as EMG1 N1-specific pseudouridine methyltransferase. The record is from RefSeq and is a predicted model, not a curated record. The transcript is spliced from 6 exons. Lineage: Eukaryota; Metazoa; Chordata; Mammalia; Rodentia; Sciuridae. Gene Ontology annotation, biological process: rRNA base methylation. Gene Ontology annotation, cellular component: nucleolus; small-subunit processome. Gene Ontology annotation, molecular function: rRNA (pseudouridine) methyltransferase activity; rRNA binding. Bases 117 to 851 code for a protein of 244 amino acids.